AUGGCGUUUGGAAAGGGACGUGCAAACAAACGCUCUUCUUCGACGUCGUACGCGUCGACCAUUACAAUGGUCGUCUUUGUGGCUCUAUGUGUCAUCGGUGUCUGGAUGCUUUCUUCCAACUCCAUUAUUCCCCCACAGAUCUCACAAGCCACCACUCGAGCAGUAAUCUCAGAGACAGAAAGGAGUGACUCUUCAAACGGUAACGAUGAACCUGAACCAACAAGACAAGAGCCUGAUGAGCAUCCAACGUAUGAAGACAAUCCAGGAAAGCUUCCAGACGAUGCCAUAAAGUCUGAAUACGAACAACAAAAGUUAGCUAAAGAGAAGAGUGAAAAGAUGAGCUCAAAGGCAAGAGACGAGGGAGGGAGAGAGACUCAAAACCAAGAGACCCAACAAGAAAAUGAAAAGAUUCCCGAGGAGAAAGAAAAAGAUAACGUUAUUGAAAGUAAGAGUGACGAGGGUCAGGUGAAAAACGUGGUCAAGGAGUUUGAGAAGGAACAGAAGGAGCAACGAGAUGAGGACUCUGGUGCUCAAUCAGGUAAUAAUAAAGGAACACAAGAACAAGAGCAAGAGCAAGGGCAAGGUAAAGAGUCUCAGGACGUGGAACAAGGAAAGAAAGAUCAGGAUUCCAACGCAGAGGUGACGUACACAGAUAAGACCAAAGAAGAACAACCUAUGGAAGUAGAGCAGAGCAGUACAUCAGAGAGCUCAAAGAACGAAGAAAACGGACAGCAACAACAAGAAGAUCAAAACUCAGGUAAAGAGGAGAACAAUAAUGAAGAAAAUGAAAAGGAGCAGAAGAGUAUAAAGGAUGAGAACGGACCACAAGAGGAACAUAACACAACAGAAGAAGAGAGUGGAAGCAAAGAAGAACAAAACACAACAAAGGAAGAAAAUGUGGAGCUACAACAACAAGAAGAGCCAAAAGAUGAGAAAAGACAAGAGAGUUCAGAAGCAAGUGGGUUUGGUUCUGGAAUACCAAAAGAAUCAUCAGAAUCACAAAAAACAUGGAAGAGUCAAGCAACAGAAUCUAAAGACGAGAAACAAAGACAAACAUCUGAAUCAAAUACUGUAGAGAGUGUAAUGGUUGGAAAGGCAUGGGAGUUGUGCAAUGAAACAGCAGGUUAUGAUUAUAUACCAUGCCUAGACAAUGAAGCAGCUAUAAAGAAACUAACUAGUAGAAGACAUUUUGAGCACAGAGAGAGGCAUUGUCCAGAAGACCCACCAACGUGUCUUGUCCCCCUUCCAGAAGGGUAUAAGGAGUCUAUCAAAUGGCCAGAAAGCAGGGAUAAGAUAUGGUACCACAAUGUCCCACACACAAAGCUAGCAGAAGUGAAAGGACAUCAGAAUUGGGUGAAGGUUACUGGAGAGUUCUUAACGUUUCCAGGAGGUGGAACACAGUUUAUCCAUGGAGCUCUCCAUUAUAUUGACUUCCUUCAGCAGGCUUUGAAAAACAUUGCAUGGGGUAAACGCACACGAGUUGUAUUAGAUGUUGGAUGUGGAGUGGCUAGCUUUGGUGGAUUCCUCUUUGAAAGAGAUGUUAUAGCCAUGUCACUUGCACCAAAAGAUGAACAUGAGGCUCAGGUUCAGUUUGCUCUCGAAAGAAAGAUCCCAGCCAUCUCUGCAGUGAUGGGCUCUAAGAGAUUACCAUUCCCGGGUAGAGUGUUUGACCUUAUCCACUGUGCACGUUGCAGAGUCCCUUGGCACAAUGAAGGUGGUAUGCUGCUUCUGGAACUGAAUCGGAUGCUUCGUCCUGGAGGUUAUUUUGUCUGGUCAGCAACACCAGUUUACCAGAAGCUUGAAGAAGAUGUUCAAAUCUGGAAAGAGAUGUCUGCGCUGACAAAAUCUAUGUGUUGGGAACUUGUGACAAUCAACAAGGAUAAACUCAAUGGUAUUGGUGCUGCCAUCUACCAGAAACCUACCACGAAUGAAUGCUAUGAGAAACGAAAGCGAAACAGGCCUCCCAUGUGCAAAAAUAACGAUGAUGCAAAUGCAGCAUGGUACGUACCGCUACAAGCAUGCAUGCAUAAAGUGCCAACCAAUGUGGUUGAGAGAGGGAGCAAGUGGCCUGUGAACUGGCCACGUCGGCUUCAAACACCUCCUUACUGGCUAAACAGCUCACAAAUGGGGAUUUAUGGGAAACCAGCUCCUAGAGACUUCACUACCGAUUAUGAACAUUGGAAGCACGUUGUUAGCAAAGUAUAUAUGAACGAAAUAGGUAUCAGCUGGUCUAACGUGAGGAAUGUGAUGGAUAUGCGAGCCGUCUACGGAGGGUUUGCAGCAGCUCUAAGGGACUUGCAAGUGUGGGUGAUGAAUGUAGUGAACAUUAAUUCACCAGAUACAUUACCGAUAAUCUACGAGAGAGGACUGUUUGGAAUAUAUCAUGACUGGUGUGAAUCUUUUAGCACAUACCCUCGGAGUUAUGAUCUAUUGCAUGCAGAUCAUCUCUUCUCCAAGUUGAGACCAAGGUGCAAUCUUGUUCCAGUACUGGCAGAAGUGGAUAGAAUAGUAAGACCAGGAGGUAAACUAAUAGUACGUGAUGAAGCCAAUGUGAUAAGAGAGAUAGAGAAUAUGUUGAAGUCACUGCAUUGGGAUGUUCAUCUAACCUUCUCCAAGCACCAAGAAGGAAUAUUAAGUGCACAAAAAGGAUACUGGAGACCAGAUACUGCUCUCUGA
Messenger RNA from Eruca vesicaria subsp. sativa (arugula), 2676 nucleotides. Lineage: Eukaryota; Viridiplantae; Streptophyta; Magnoliopsida; Brassicales; Brassicaceae. The record is from the annotation of a GenBank genome assembly.